UCCAUUGAGAGAGAAACAAAAUGAUGAAUUUUGUGGCUAUAUGUCUUGUUGUUACUUCACUUGUAGCAGCAGGAGUUUUUUCUCCAAACCCAGAAAAAAAUAACCAGAAAGAACAAGUUAUUGUCAAAGAAGGGCAUAGAGUUGUUGUUGUAGAGUAUGAUGAGCAUGGCCAACCCAACACCAAAGUUUUCAUUUCACCAGAAAAUGAAUAUUACAUCAAGAAGCCCGGUUCGGGUUCAGCUUCAGAUGUUGAAGAGAAGAUAUCUUCUGCUGCUUCUGAUGCUUACAACAAUGCUAAGGGUAAGAUCAAAGAAGCUUCUUCAGAUCUUGGCCAAGAACUUUCAGGCUCAAAACCUUCUUUUGGUGAAGGUCACGGUCAUGGUCCUGCAGAGCUUUUGUGUGAUGCUUAUGGGAAUUGCAAGCACAAGAUUGCGAGUGCAAUUGGGAAAGCUAAGGACAAAGUAAAAGAAGCUGCAAUGCAUGAUAAAGAGAAGGCAAAUGAAGCCAAGGAGAAGGCAUCAGAAGUGGCGCAUGGGACGAUUGCUUUCGAGAAAGAGAAGGCAACUGAGGCGAAAGAUAAGGUGUCGGAGGCGGCUCAUGACGCCAUUGCUCAGAAUAAAGAGAUAGCUCAUGAGGCCAAAGCGGCUGUACAAGAUGCAUUUGGUAAAGCAAAAGAAGGGUUUUCAGAGAAGGCCCAUGGGGUAAAAGAGGCUGUACAGAAAACAUACGGUAAAGCCAAAGAGGGAAUGUCACAAACGGCUCAAGAUGUGAAGGAAGCCGCGGAAAAGCCGGUGGCAAAAGCUAAAGGCACUAUCAAAGAAACAAAAGAUUUGGGGAAUGCGAUCAGGGGUGAUAUCGGAAGGAACGUAUCAGAGCAAGUUGCUAGUGUUCGUGAUAGUGUAAAGGAGAAGGCAAAAGAAGCCAAAGAAGGCACUAAACAUGCAGCAGAAAGGGUAAAAACUGGUGCACACAACUUCUUUGAUAGAUUUGUUCAUCGUGAAACAUUUGGUGGUCUUAUGGGAGUGCUGAAUUUGCUUGGAUUUGCAAUAGCCUAUGGGAUGUGUGUUUGGGUUUCGUUUGUUUCAAGUUAUGUUUUGGCUGAGGCUUUGCCAAGGCAGCAAUUUGGGAUGGUGCAAAGCAAGAUAUAUCCAGUUUAUUUCAGGGGCAUGGCUUGUAGUAUUGUGUUGGCUUUGUUGGGACAUAUGCCACGGUUGUUUGCAGGAGGCAAGGUAGAGAUAUUUCAGGGAUUUAAUCUUUUGGCAUCCAUUUUGAUGGUUUUUGUCAAUUCAAUGUACAUGGAGCCUCGAGCCACUAAGGUGAUGUUUGAGAGGAUGAAAGCUGAGAAAGAAGAAGGACGAGGACGAGAGAGCAUAUUAACUGACACUAGCUGGGCAACUGAGCGUGAGCGCCCCAGGAUGACUGAUCCUACAGCCACAGCCACGACCACCACCACAGGGGAAGCUCCUACAGCAGUUACACAGAGUACAGGACAAGAGCAGGUGCGGUCAAAAAUCAGUAGAUUGAGCGAGAGGCUGAAGAAUUUAAAUACAUGCUCUUCCAUCCUCAACAUACUGACCCUGAUGUCUCUGAGUUGGCACCUAGUUUAUCUGGGUCAGGGCCUGCAAAAGAUUUGUUAGAUGCUCUAAAAUAUGCUGAUGUGAAUAUGGUUUUAUGAUGCUUGGAAAGUGAUAAAAGUUUUGGUAAAGUUGGUUUUUUCAGAAGCUAAAUUUAAUGUAUGCAGGUUGUUGUAGGUAGGAGGAUAGAUGGUUAUGUUGGAUAGCAUUUCGUGAGCGUUGUGUAUUGAUGAAAAAAGAUUGUUUUGCAAAUCACUGUAACAAACAAGAGAUUAGUAGCA
Molecule: messenger RNA, 1855 nt
Organism: Pistacia vera
Lineage: Eukaryota; Viridiplantae; Streptophyta; Magnoliopsida; Sapindales; Anacardiaceae
Exons: 2
Coding region: 21-1637 (538 amino acids)
Source: RefSeq, a predicted model, not a curated record